Molecule: messenger RNA, 1663 nt
Organism: Daucus carota subsp. sativus
Lineage: Eukaryota; Viridiplantae; Streptophyta; Magnoliopsida; Apiales; Apiaceae
Exons: 2
Coding region: 382-1233 (283 amino acids)
Source: RefSeq, a predicted model, not a curated record
GUUUUUCUAUGGUGUGCCCAUGGGCACAUGCUAAGCGCGGAAAAUUUUGUGCUUGAGAGAUUUUGAUUGGCUCCUCUCUCUUGAUAAUGGUGGACCCCCCUGCAAAUACACCAACCACACCAAUCAAAAUCUUCCAAAUACAAAAAUUUCCGCGCUUAGCAUGUGCCCAUGGGCACACACUAGACAAACCGUAUUAUUUUUGGUUCUUGAUUCUUGCAGGCAAACUCAGCAUCACAUCCUAGGUUGAGUCUGAUCACAGAAAUCUCAAAUCGGCUUGGCUUUUCUGUUAAAGAGGACAAAAACGGGAAGAAAAAAAUUGCAGAAGAUUUACGCAGAGUUGAAGGUAAUCAAGAGAAGAAUGGUAAUGAUAGUGAUCAAGAAAUGGAUUAUGGCCAUGAUGGUGAUGCUCAUGGUCCUAGUGGCUAUGAAGGAUAUGAAAGAUUUCAAGGAUCACUUGGGAAGUUGCCAGAGACUGUGAAAGAAAAGCCAUCAGAGUAUAAAAAGAGGAGGAGAGAUGUAAGUGUACAGACAGACUCUGAUGAAUGUGCUCAUGGUGACAACUUAAGACUUGCUGGUGAUCCAGCCCCUUUGUAUGAUUCUUUAUCAGAGCCUUUAUCUCAAAAGCAUCUAGAUAAGGUGGAAACUGCAUUUGUUGUACAUACAUUGUGGAAUGGUGAAAGUUCAGGAGAGAUGUUGAUCUAUUUCCUAAAAGAUGGUCAGACUAUGAAAAUUAAUCAAGUGCAACUUCUUCUUUUCAAGGAACAGCUUGAACUGGAAUAUCUGGUUCAUAUUAUGCAUGACAGGUCAUUUGUUCACAGAAGAUGGAUGAACAAUAUGAAGACCAGGAUAAGGCAAAUAACUAGAUUGCUGAACGGAACCAGGGAGGUGUACUUCAGGCCUAAAUAUGUCUGCGACAAGGAUGGAAAAGAAAAGGAAAUGCCUUGCGGGAGUGUGAAGAUCCAAUAUGAUCAACUUGGAACCUAUGUGGAAUAUACACGGAGUCAAGUUGGACUGAGCUCCAUCACUCUAGAUGACAUUUAUGAUUAUGACUAUACUCCAUCAGAACUUAGAGCAGCAUAUUGGCAGAUCACCGGAGCUGAUGAUGAAUCUGUGAAAAUAAAGAGAAUAUUGAGAAAAGCUCUUGAGAAUGCUGAAUUCAAGCUCCUUGGUAAAUUUCUGGAGGAGAAUCCGUCAUUCAGUGAAAUUCCAGAUGGCUAUGAAUUGGAGCAUUAAAAGUUAAUCAAAUCUGAAGGCAAUGUUUUCUACAGACUGCAAAGCUAUCCAAGAGUGGAAAUAUUAUCUGAGGCUGAAAAGUGAUUAGAGACUGAAAAACUCUAGAGUUCACUUCUAUAUAGAAUUGGAACGAUGGUUGGAGGAAAUGGAAAGUGCUAUAGAAUAGGAUUAGAUUGGUUGCAAAAACACGACUGGCACAAGAAUGGAAAGAUCAACAUAAGGAAGAUAUCAACUUUAUCCCAUUUCCAUGUAUAAUCAUUAUUAUCUUAUGUAGUUGUUAUAUAGGUACCUGCAGCCCUUCAGGCUGCAUAUAUACUCUCUAUUAUAUUCACCGUGUUAUUUGUCAACUCCAUAUAUAAUAUCAGAGCCAGGAUUUUAUAAACACCUAGAGAGUUGCUUUCUAAUAGUUUACAGAGGUAGCAGCUCUCAA